Messenger RNA from Bradysia coprophila, 2694 nucleotides. It is a transcript of the gene Ppa, whose product is annotated as F-box and leucine rich repeat protein partner of paired. Lineage: Eukaryota; Metazoa; Arthropoda; Insecta; Diptera; Sciaridae. Gene Ontology annotation, cellular component: SCF ubiquitin ligase complex. The record is from RefSeq and is a predicted model, not a curated record. Gene Ontology annotation, molecular function: protein binding. Gene Ontology annotation, biological process: SCF-dependent proteasomal ubiquitin-dependent protein catabolic process.
AGUUAUACAGGCAAAGUAAUGGAGAAAUGGUUGAAUACACAUUGAACCUAUAUAAACACACAGUCACUGCUUUGGUAGUGUUUUAUACUCGUUCAGCUUGACGGAAUUUGAAAACAGAAACAGAAUUCAGUGUAUCGGCUGCAGUCAACGAGAGUUGAGUGAUUUUCGAAUGUGAAGAACUCGUACGGUGUUUUCAGUUUAUUAUCACACAUCGAAAUACACACUCAUGUUAAUACAAGAAAAAAAUAUAAAAAAUUUUUGAGUCUGAGUUACAUUGUUUGUAUACGCGAAUUCAAAAGAGUAUAGUUCCGUAGUUAACAAAAUUAUCAUUCAGUAAAAGAGUGCAUGCAUAUGCAAAUUGCAUUGCAGAUGAGUGGACAUGUAAUGUGUUGUUGCAAAUUUAUUGUGAAAAUUUCAAAAUAAAUGUGUACAAUAUCGGCAUACCUACGUAUUUGUGCAUUUUUAUGUGAACUGUUUGUGCACUAAACGAAACUACUGUAAUCAAUCUCAGUGCUAUGUGUACUUGACGCCAAGUCAAACGACCGAAUAAAGUGUGUGCUACGAAAUAGAGGAGGAAGUUUAAUAUUUUUUUUAAACCAUUAAUUUGAAUAAAAAUCCGUUACAAUUAUCGCGGUACACCCAAUCGCUUUCCUCAUGAUGGAGGAUUCACAAUUGAUGCAAACUGAGCUACCCGGAGCUAUAAUUUCACAUCGACCGCAUUAUCAUCAUCGAUAUGCACCAUAUCCGUUACACAGACCGCACUUACAGCCACUACCACUUUAUCUCCAUCCACCGCCUCGAAUACCAACUCGACCAAAAACACCAAUAUCACCGCCACCACCGGAAGGAAUGCAUAUAAGUCAAUUGUUUCCAGAAAUUAUCACAAUGAUUUUCGAUAAAUUAAGUGUGCGUGACCGUGGACGAGCGGCUCAGGUGUGUACGGCAUGGCGAGACGCUGCUUAUUCGAAAAGUGUGUGGAAAGGUGCUGUAGCUAAAUUGCAUGUACGAAAACCUUGUCCCAAUUUGUACACAUCGUUGGUGAGACGGGGUAUUAGGAAAAUACAAAUACUUUCACUCAAAAAGACAUUCAAAGACAUUGUGCUCGGUGUACCUAAUUUAGAAUCGUUAAAUUUAAGCGGAUGCUACAAUGUUACGGACUCAAAUAUUACUCACACCUUCUCAACGGAAUUCCCGAAUUUAAAAGUAUUGGAUUUAUCGUUGUGCAAACAAAUCACCGAUGGAAGUAUAGGUAGAAUUGCAUCGUUUUUAAAGAGUUUGGAAAUUUUGGAAUUGGGUGGCUGUAGUAAUAUCACCAACACCGGAUUGCUACUAAUUGCCUGGGGAUUGAAGAAACUGAAACGGUUAAAUUUGAGAUCAUGUUGGGCAAUAUCUGAUACUGGUAUAGGACAUUUGGCUGGACUCAGCAAGGAUACAGCUGAAGGGAAUUUGGCAUUGGAGUUCUUGGGACUUCAGGAUUGUCAACGAUUGUCGGACGAAGCUUUAAAACAUAUUGCCCAAGGACUAGCAUCUUUAAAAAGCAUCAAUUUAAGUUUUUGUGUAUCGAUUACGGAUAGCGGAUUAAAGCACCUAGCUCGUAUGCCAUUAUUAGAAGAACUGAAUCUGGGAUCUUGCGAUAAUAUAUCAGAUAUUGGAAUGGCCUAUCUGACUGAAGGUGGCAGUACAAUAUCAUCGCUAGACGUUAGCUUUUGUGAUAAAAUAGGUGAUCAGGCCUUGAACCACAUUUCCCAAGGACUAUUCCACCUGAAAUCACUGAGCCUUAACCAUUGCCAAAUAACCGAUGAGGGAUUAGCUAGAAUUGCCAAAUCGCUACACGAUCUGGAAGUAUUAUACAUUGGUCAAUGCAAUCGGAUCACCGACAAAGGUCUGCUAUCGUUGUCCGAAUAUCUGGUCAAUUUGAAUGCAAUCGAUCUGUACGGAUGUACACAAAUCUCAACGAUAGGCAUCGAAACGAUAAUGAAAUUGCCGGAAUUAUCAAGGAUGAAUCUGGAAUUGUGGCUGGUUAGGUGAUGCGCUUCGAAUUGAACCAAUUUGGAAAUUAGGUCAUUUAUUUGAAAAAAUUGUUUCGUAAUUUUUUAAUUUUUUUUUUGUUUAAAUUGAAUUUGUUUCUAGUAAAAGAGAAAAUAUUAAAGUUUUUAAAUCAACUCGCUAAUCGAUAAAUGUGAUGCAAGUGAUAAAAAAUGAUAAACAAACAAAAGUGCAGAAAAUGUAAAAUAAUUAGGCGAGGAUAAUAAAAUGUGAAAUUGUGAAAGAGGUGAGAAAGAAACGAAAACAGAAAAUAAGAAAUUUAAAAAAGAUGGAAUUUAACGAAAGAAAAACCAUGUUGGAUCUCAAAUUGACAAAAAUAGGUAUAUUUUAAAAUUUAAAAAAGUAAAUAAAUAAAUUGAAAUGAAAAAUAGUAAAAAAAAAAUCGAAAUAAAAAACAAAACUUCCAUACAAAGGUGAUGUUCACUAUUUUUGACCAAAAUUUGUUUCUUUUUUUGAAUUAAAAUUCUUUUUUUCUUUUCUAUUAAAAUUCAAUGUUACAUAGGAUCAACAAAUUUAGUUACGAAAACACACAAAAAGAUAAAAACUAAAACAAAUUUUAGUACAAUAAGGCAUCGUAUGCAAUUAGUUUCAAUCUUUUAUUAAUUGAUGAGUCUCGGACACUCUUAUUAAAGAACUGAACAUUUCAAA